UCUCCCCCCCCCCCCUCCCCCGGGUCUCACGGGGUUAACGUGCGUGAGAGACUCGCCACCUUCUUCGUAGUCUACGAAGCGGUGGAGAGGAGGAGGAGCAAGCAGGCGGUCGACGUCGUCGUCUGGGAACCGGUCAUCGGACAACGUGUGUGUAUGUGUAUGUGUGUGUAGUAGAAAGUAGCAAAAAUUCUGAGAAGACCGAAGCUCGGCGGAGCCCUGGCAGGCUCAUCGGCUACUGCGGACGACGUGGAAGCGCGCUUCCGUCUCCCCAAGCUUCUACGUAGACGUAGCAGUAGUCCCACGGGUUACCUCGAGCCUGAAGCUGCUCUGGCAGUCUCGGGCAGCAGCGCGGCAGAGAUGGGCAACAAUGCCGCGACCGCCAACAAGAAGGUCGACGCCGCCGAGAGCGUCCGAGAGUUCCUCGACAAGGCGAAAAAGGAGUUUGAAGACAAGUGGAAGAAGAACCCGACCAACACCGCCGCGCUCGAUGACUUCGAGCGCAUCAAAACCCUGGGCACCGGCUCGUUCGGCCGCGUCAUGAUCGUCCAGCACAAGCCCACCAAGGAGUACUACGCCAUGAAGAUACUCGACAAGCAGAAGGUCGUCAAGCUGAAGCAGGUCGAGCACACGCUCAACGAGAAGAGGAUACUGCAGGCGAUCAGUUUUCCGUUUCUCGUAUCGUUGCGCUUUCACUUCAAGGAUAACUCUUACCUGUACAUGGUGCUGGAGUACGUGCCCGGCGGCGAGAUGUUCAGCCACCUGCGCAAGGUCGGCCGCUUCUCGGAGCCGCACUCGCGUUUCUACGCGGCUCAGAUCGUCCUCGCGUUCGAGUAUCUGCACUACCUCGACCUCAUCUACCGGGAUCUGAAACCGGAGAACCUGCUGAUCGACUCGCAGGGCUACCUCAAGGUCACCGAUUUCGGCUUCGCCAAGAGGGUGCAAGGACGGACGUGGACUCUGUGCGGCACGCCCGAGUACCUAGCGCCCGAGAUCAUCCUUAGCAAGGGCUACAACAAGGCGGUAGACUGGUGGGCACUGGGCGUCCUGGUCUACGAGAUGGCCGCUGGCUAUCCGCCAUUCUUCGCUGACCAGCCGAUCCAGAUCUACGAGAAGAUCGUCACCGGCAAGCCGCGUUUUCCAUCCCACUUUGGCUCCGACCUCAAGGACCUGCUGCGCAAUCUGCUACAGGUCGAUCUCACCAAGAGGUACGGCAACCUCAAGGCAGGCGUCAACGACAUCAAGGGCCACAAGUGGUUCGCCAGCACCGACUGGAUAGCCGUCUUCCAGAAGCGAAUAGAAGCGCCGUUCAUACCGCGCUGCAAGGGACCAGGCGACACCAGCAACUUCGACGAUUACGAGGAGGAGACCUUGAGGAUCUCACUGACGGAGAAGUGCGCCAAGGAGUUCGCUGAGUUUUGAACGCUGCGCCGGUUCGGCAAGUUGCUCGCAACAACAGGAGAACGUGGACACGUACGUCGUCAGCGCGACGACGUCGUGAUCCGCGCGCCUCACCGUCGGCCCGACGCGGCACGGCGCUCUUUCGUCAUCGCCGUCGUCAUCACGUUGGUGAUUCGCUUUUUUUGCGAAAAAGAGAGAGAGAAAGAAAGAACGAACGAAAGCGAGCGAGAAAGAGAGAGAGAGAGAGAGAGAGUUAAAGAACGGAAGAGAAAGAGUGAAAGAGAGAAGAAUGCAUCUGUGAGUGUUAGCGCGCGCAUCCGCGUAUAACGAAAGCUCUCGACUAGGCAAAACGGAGUGAAGUUUUUUUUUUGGGAGGGAGGGCAAAGUUUCUCGCGAGCGGUGGAAAAGUGUGUGUUCCAGAGGAGAGAAAGAGAGAGAGCGAUAGAAAGGCACGUGGUAAUUCACGCGUUUUGUUGCGUCUCGCGACCGAACUCGCUAAAUCUGAGAGAAAAAAAGAAGAAAGAGAGAAACGCGAAACGGUUGAUACGGGACGUUUACACGCUGGCGUUCAAGCGUCCAAAAAUUAUAUACACACAUAAUUUUUGGUUGUUACGUAUGUAGUACACGUCACACGCCAGCAUCACUUUUUACAUGAAGAAAAUCUCUUUUUUUAGUCGGUUAAUCGAUUCAUUAACGUAAUAAGAACGACUGUAUACUAUAUAUACAUAUGUGUGUGUGUGUGUGUGUGUGUGUGAGAGAGAGAGAGAGAGAGAGAGUGUGUGUGUGUGUGUGUGUGUGUGUGUGUGUGUGUGUGUGUGUGUGUGUGUGUGUGUGUGAGAAUCCGUUCGCCACUCAUAUUACUCUAUCCUCCGCCCCUUCCUCCGCGUCCCCUGCCAUCCAUUGAAGAUAGCUUUAUGAUCCGGUUUACGGAGAAGGCCGUGUGUAAAGUUUGUUCCCAAUGAUUAACUGUUAUCAGCGUCGGAAAUGUCACCGUACUGAAGUUACCUUGUACAUAUAGUCUCUCGUUGUCUUUGCGAACGACGUUUCCUAUCUCCUCCGUUCCUUCGCCCGUCCCCUCCUCCUUCCUCACACGCGUAGCAUCGUCUCCUCCGGUGUCUUCUCCAAUUCUUCGGAAAGCACCCCAUUCUCUUCCCCUCUCCCUUUCUGCCCCAUCCCAUCGUUUACUCCCUCGGUUUUCUCUCGCGUUACACACACGACACUCAAAUCGAAAAGGAGGUACUGUACCACAUUGCGAAGCGAGUCAUAUCGUGCAUCGUUCGUUAUCUAUUUGUCUCUAUCUUCUUUAUUCGUCGUGAGAGAUUGUGAGAGAGAGAGAAAAAGAGAAAGGGAAAGAAAGUACGAUGCGCGUACUCAUCGUGAGUAUGAUCCAUACAACUAGUCGUCAUAUACAUGCAACAAACACACGUACACACAUAAAUAUCCAUACAUAAAUACACACGUACAGAGAGAAUAAACACAUAAAUACGAUAAUCUGAAAUAAUGUUUAUAUUUGAAACACGUUUUCCAUCAAUCGCCGAUGACGGGCCAAUUGGGGGAGACACGUGGCUUUAUAUCCGCGAUGAAAUUCGCAUGAGAAAUAUUUCUCUAUACGCAGGACAGACCAUAUAUAUAUAUAUAGUAUAUAUAUGUACGCUUGUCAUCGUCGAAACUCAUUGCAUCCGCACGCUGCGCAGAACGGUUUUAAUCCUCAGCAUUAUCCCGACGUGUUUCUUGUUAUCCGAAAGAUUAAACGUCUAAUUCUCCAACGUAGACCGAGUACGAAACGUAUACAUGUACAGAGAGAUACUCGCCAUUUCGAAUCGUUGUACACGAAGAAGGGGGCGGGGGAGGGGGGAGAAGGGCACGCGGGACGAUGGUAUCUAUUCGUAUUCUAGUUUUACCGUGAGCAUGAGGAUACCUUUAUUGCAACACCAAUAUUACAAGGAAUGAGGCUAUUAAACUGCGAACAGUUUGUUGCUAACAGUUUCCUCGUAAAAUCGAGCUUCAAUCUGUAACGCAAGUGUUAUUAUGACAGUACCGUCGACAUCGUCGUGAUGUAGACGUGUCUUCGUAUUCUCGAAUUCUCAAAGACUCGCAAUCACGCGCGUGAAACGAAAGGAAAACAAGCAUAACCCUGACUAACGAUCUCAACGGCAGGCACGCGAUAGAACGAGACGGAAGAGCACAGGAGAAUGUGGGACAUGGUAAUAUAUACUAAAUCGUAAACCAACUAACGAGCGUCGCGAUAACGAAGCACAUUGAUGUAAAAGAUCGAGGGCUAAUGGCAAAUUAGGUGACCGCACAAAUCGCACAGAUCGGAGAUCUCGUUAGCCACGUGUUAGCCGUGCGCGAACGCGAUCGAACGCUCUCUCUCUCUCUCUUUCUUUCGGACAGAACGAACCGAGGAGCCGAUUGGCUUUCGCGACUUUAACGUGAAAUAUAUCUCCGCGCGUCGACAUCAACAGACGUCGAUGGACGAAGUUUCGUUAAUGAGUAAAACGGUCGUUCAGAAUUGGAUUGGGCACACGCCAGAGGCGCGACGCGGCUGGUCGGGUAUCGAUUCAGCAACGGCGAUGGGCUAACACGCGCGCGGACAAUGCGGAGGAAAUGCGGCACGUAAGUUGACGUUACGAAACUUUUCUAUCCUUUUAGCAUUCGCGAUGAGCCGUGUGCGAACUUUGCAAUAUAUCGCGCGUCCACGCCAACGCAAGUUUUCGAAGCUCUCCCCGUUUAGUCGAACGAACCAAUUCGGACGAUGCGUUCCACGCAUGCAUCAACUUUUUUUGCGUUACAGUGCAGAAAAUGGCAUAAUUAUAAUAAUAUGAAUCUCUGAUCAAAUAAAUAAUCCGGUUACACCUAGAUACGUCUUUGAAGACUUGCGUUGCAUUCGAAACGACAAGUAACGUUGUCAUGCGGCGUCUUUCCGCGCGUUAAACGAAAUCGGAAUUAUUGGGUCAUUAGAGAGCGAUCAGCUGAUCGACGCGACGGGAUAUACAUCGUGAAUCUUAGCAAUCUCCAGUUGAUAGCGUAAGCUGCGGAAUACAGAAAGACAUUUGUUGCACGUGCGAAUGUAAUUUCGCGAGUGACGAUAGAUCAGUGGGAUGUGUAUAUCUUCCUUUCUACCUCUAUACGCGAAUGCACAUGCCGCUCGUUCGUUUGCACACGCCGCGAUGAUGUUGGAGGAGAAAUUGGAACGGCGGUAGUGGUUUGAUGCGACUCGCAGCAAAAUAAGCGAAGUACCUUGGCGCGGUUUCGUGACGAGAUUUUGGGAUAACGAGAUCUUGGCCGACGCGGUAUGCAAUUGCGCUCGCAUGCUUGUAUUAUAUGUAUGUGCUUACGGGCACAUAUACGUGUUACACAUAAACACACAUACAUGUACACGUGUACGCGUAUGUGUCGAAGAAAUAAUCGAAGCGCUAAGCAUAACAGAGCUAAACCACUUGAGAUCGCAUUGAUAUAAUAGCGUUUGAUAUAAUUGCUUCUGCAAUUAUUAUUCGUGCAGUGUAACGGCUUCGAUAAAUGGAUACAAAUUAUUUACUUUGGUUCUCGAGUCUCGCAUUCUUUCUUCCUUUCGGCUUUCCACCCUAGAGAUAUUAUUCUUAGUUCUUCAAUUGUAAUACCACGAGAACUCGUUCUAGUUAGAUUUACAUAAAUUCGCGACAGUCGUGUUAUGGAAUUCUGGACAGCUGGACACAUAUUUUAAUAUUCGAAUUUUAAUUGGUUCAAGGACAUUGGAGACAAUCUCAAUUUAUUUUGAAGCAGACUAUUAUAUAUAUUUUAUAAAAGCAUUUUCAGGUUAAUUGGCAGUAUUAUAUAACAUUUUAUUUGUAGUAAACGAAUUUUUUUCAUUCAUCUUUGAAGCCUGCGAAUUAAGAAGUGUUUAUUUUUAUUUUUUUUAUUUUUAGAAAGACAGGUGUCCUACAUUUGAAUGCACGACAUUUUCUCACAGAGAGCUGUGUUUUUCUUAUUCGAUUGAUCGAAUCGAGCGCUUACCAUUUUUUUUUUUCAAUAUCGCGGUUGUCCUUCGCCGGUCAUCGAGAGUGCUUGUAUUUUCAAGAUAUCAAUCGUUCCGUCAAUAACGAUCUCGAGAAUCUUCAGAUAAAUCGCUGUCGCAUUUUCUUCGAUUUCCGCGACAAGCAGUCGACAGACUUGCCUUCUCUAUAGAACGGCAGUACAUAUCGAUUCGUAUUCCUACGUUGUUCUUUUAUGCAAUCAUUACUUAUCUCGCCUAUCGGAAUCUAGCGAAGAAUUGUGACUUUCUUUUCGCAUAACGCGGAAUAGAGAUCAAUAUACUUCAAGUACCUGCGCUAUGCAAUUUAGCUUAUACUCCCUUCUGAACGUUGUUCCUUUUCUUUAUUUGAUUUAGAUAACAUCGCAAUGUGUUUUUGCUAACAUUGCUUUUGAUCUCUUUUCAACUAUUAAUCCGAGUUCAAUAUUGAUAUUUCAAGUUGGUUGGUUAUCCAGCUCUUUCUUAGCGAUACGAUUAUACGCGCGUGUAAUUUCCUAUCUUUAAAAUUUGACAAAACGUCUAAAGCAGAAACGUCGAGAUAUCAUUUAAAUAACGUCAGGAGAAGCUGCGCCGUUAACUUUGCCGUGUAACUUUGCCAAAAUGUAGACGCCAUAUAUGGAAGACAGAUUUAAUUUUAUCGUGAAAAUCCGUAAAAGAGUGAUUAUACGGAUUUCUCGAAACAAGAGUUGUAUACGAACGGCUGUUGUUUGAGUUGCACAAACAUCACCGCAAACGAUCUCCACGAUUUUCACUGGAGACCCGGUUAUAACAUCGCGUUAUUACCUCGUGUGUACACAUGAUAACCGUUAUCAGUUAUCAUUUAUCUAUCGGAUCUCAUAGAGGACGAAUCGCUAUUGUCGGAGAUGCAGAGAGGAUAAUCACGAGGAAUAUCUAUUAGAAUAUUUAUUUGGAUUGAACCGUGCUCGUUGAAAAAAAUUCCCGCGAACGUGUCGAUCGCGAAAAAUAAUCGAAUACCACAUGUCCCACAUUCAUCGCCUUUUGACGACAAAUAUUCUCGUCGAAGAAUUUCAUUAUCGAUAUUUCAUUAUCUUUUUUUUUCUCUCCGAGUGGCUAUAUUUCAGUGAAAAUUUUUUUAUCGUCAGAAUUAGCUGGUAUUUCAGCGCCACGGCGCGCAGAAUUUUGAUUAACGAAAUCGAAUCGCCGCGCAGGUAGAAAAGAGCUCUCGGCAGAGUUACGAUUAUCAAUAUUUUAGUCGGAGAGCGAGCAGUAAUUUUUAUCGGGUGAUUAGGAUGAUUACGAUCACGAUCGUGUUAAUAUUUUAUCGUCGGCAUUACGACAGAAGGGUACGACAGGACGAAUUAUUGUUGUUUGUAUGUUUGAUAGGGAUCUUCGUUUUGUUCUUUCGUGGCAAGGUAUCUCGGCCAUUUGUUUCCGGAUAGAUAAUGCGAUAUCGAUCGCGGCGGCUUGCGAUAUUAAGGGCUAUGUCAAUAGCAGCGUAGGCACGUCAGGCGCGUACGUUACAACGCGAUAAAAAGAGAGACGGAUGGGGUGGGAGGGGGAGGGGGGAAGAGUGUCCAUUUCUCAUGCAAAAAGUAAUCUUAUCGCGAUCGUGAACUUGGCCUUCCGUUAACCGCGCAGCGUAUGGAGUACGUGGCCGUCGGUGAUUCGAAGAUCGAAUGGGGGAAUGCGUAUCUUUCCCUACGAUCUGCAGCUGUAACUAUAUUUAAUUUAAUAGACGGUACAGGCAAGUUUUAUACAUUCUCGUAUCUUUGCGCUACACCCGUUCGCGCGUGAUCCAAGAACACGUGUAGUGGGAGUUAGUUCUCGCAGUUUGUCUCAUUUUUACUUUAUCUCGUAUAAGGGAAUGGAACUACUCUCUAAAUUUUUUGGAGCGGAAUUUCAUCUAAAAGAGUGCAACUCCACUCUAAAAAGUGUGAAAACCCUGCCACUCUUUAUCAAGACUGGCAGGAUUUUCAUACUUUUAGAGUGGGAUUCCACUCCAAAGAAUUUAGAGAGUAGUAUUCCUUAAAUGACACAUAUCACCGUGUGCUACUCCGUGGACGAAGUAAUUAAUUUCCCGAAAGGUUAAACUCUAAAUCCGCAUAAUAAAAUGAUACAGCAAAACGCAGCUGCAUAACAGUUUCUUACCACUGAUCUUUACGUUCAUGAUGCGCAUUUUCUCGCGCCGUAUUAAAUAAUAAUCGAUCUGUCGCGGUGCGAUCGCGGUUUCGCCAGAUGUCGUUUCACUGUGCGUCCAACUCAAUCGGCCAACGCUUGUCUCCUGUUUCCCAAUUGGCCCCCCCGACGGCAGGAGGUUUGUUGCACCUGCGGGAAGCUUUAAUCGACGUGUUGCGGUUCGCGCAAGCUUGCGCGAGCGCAAGCGUUUCGUGUAAAUAUUAGCGAUAGGUAACAGAAUAGUUCGUAUAUCGUCGUGUUCACUGCGGUGUGGUUCCUUUAGAGCGAUUCCCCCCCUGCCCCCCCCCUCCUCUCCCUGAAUAUCUUCGCGUUUCUAGCUUGAGCCCGACGUUGCACCGACGGCGGUUCCUAUUUAUCUCGGCUCCGGUUUCAAUCAGCCUCAAGUUAAUUCUGGUUUAACAAAUCCUUUGUGCCCCCUUUUUUUAGGAAUAACAAUUCGUAUCCCCGCCCCGCGUUUUAACACCAAACCGACGAGGCGACACCUCGGUUUUCAAGCGUCCUUUGUGUCUAACGCGUGGAGAAGGAGCUCGAUGUUGAGACAGGAAUGACAGAGGCUCCGUGUUUAGUGUUAAACGCGUGGCGUGAAUAUGCACCGAGCCAAUAACAUAGAACCCGGGAUUAGAUUUAACUGAGGCUGUUGAAACCGGCAGACUGUCUCCCCUUUCUCUCUCUUUCUCUCUGUCUAUAUCAUAGCUAGGGCUUUGAUCGGGAAAGGGACGAUUAAUUGACGCUCGGUUAAACCGUCACGUAGCGCGACGAAUCGGCUGCCCGUCGGUGCAACUCGGUGCUCAAUCAUAGCUUAUAAUUGCCCAAAGGAUGUACGCGUGUACAAAGGGCACGCACCGAGGAACACGAAGGUAGGCACACAGGGACAACACACGUGUACCUGCGGAUUUUCCCGACCCCCUUGUAUAUUAUCCCCGCAAUUAUAUUACUUUUAAUUCAGUGUUCUUCGUAUCACAUACAGAUGUACAAGUGUCGUCCUAUUUAUAUACGUAGUUUAUUCCUCGAUCCCAGCGAUCGGUCGUUACGCAAUCGCCGCACGCACGCACGCACGCGCGCAUACAAACAUAUAUCUAGAUACAGAGAUGCGCGUACACGUACGUACGCACAGCGCGCGUAUAUCCAUGCAGAUAUUCGCCAGUUAUCGAAACGUUUCGCUGAACGGUUCGCCCGCCCGUUUUUAAAUUGCAUCCGGCACGUGCGCCGGCAUGUGGCACCUUUAUUAUACUUUGUCUCUUUGUUGUUUUAUUGCGCCUUCGUAUCUUUGGCUCGAGGCGUUUCUCAAACUGCGUAGCACUGAGAACGAUGAUGUAGACGCAAAAUAUACGUUUAUGACAAGCUCGAGUCUCACUUUAAUUCUUAAAGCGAAACAUUGGCCUCCGCUAAAAAUUUAUAAACCACGAACUCUCGACCUUACGAUUACGAGACUUAAACUUAAAUUUAUAAAUUAUAUGUAAUUAAUAUGGGUUUCUCUAUAUUUGUAAAUUGUUAGCGGAUGUGCUAGUUAACAAAAUUGUCUUUACACCAUAUCUCGUAGCAUAUUUUGAAAAAUAAUAAGAAAAUGCGGUGAGAAAUCUCAGACAUACGUCUCAUUAGAGAUAGUUUUCUCGUGUUUCGGUUUAAGAGUUAAUACGAGUGUUAUAUCUUUAUGUCUAUAGCCGCUUUCUCUAUGAACCCAGUGAGUGAGGGACACUUCCAUGUAGAAUCAUCGCUUUCCAAAUUUCUUUCAAUUUCACGUUAUUUAACUCUUAACAUGGAGCGAUUAUUCGACAUACGGUAUCGCAACGAGCGAGUUAAUCCAAAGCGGUUUCCUCAAAUUACGGCAUUUGUCGAAUGUUCGCGUUCCCCUCGAGAAUUUUUUUUCUCAUCGUGACUCGAGUCCAUAUCGUCCACGGUAUUUUAAAAAGAAAAAAAAAGAGAGAGAAGAAAAUGAAAAGGAAAAUGCAGCGAAGGUCUCGCAUGCGUGUCGUCACGCGACUCCGCGACGCUGAUCGGUUAUUAUAGAGCGCCGCGACGUUCGCCAGAAUGCGGCUUGCCGGUGAACGCGGAUUUCGCGUCGCCGCUUUACACUAUAUAUCGUCCGUCGUCCCACUUCGAAAACGCCUCUCUUCCGCAUUGAUCCGUUCAAUCUCGCUCGCCCCGUCUUCUCUCGCCGCGCCCGGAUUAAAUUGCGCGAGUGGAAAAGUGUUUCCCCCCCUCUCCCUCUUCCCUUCAACCCCCCAGGCCCGCCAUUCUCCCCCGUUUCGCGGGUUCUUCGUAAUUUUUCUUUUCGCUCUCACGAGAGAGAACCUUUUCGUAAACACGAUCGACCCGCGCGUCUCGCUAUAUAUUCACUCCGUCAUUCUUGGCGUCCUCAAGGCUAUAUUAAUUGUUUGCUCAAAAGUUGCGUCGCUCCCGCGCCCGUGGAAAAACUUCUCCACAAAGAGAACAAAGUAAACUAUUUUAGCGGAUUACCCAUAUUAAUAUAUCAAUUGAUGUCGAUACAAGGGGAACGUCGUUGACGGAGUGCAAGCGACCUUCCUUCGUAUUUUGACAAAUUCUGGCGAGGCAAAGUGACGGAGCGAGGCCGCGCGAGGAAAAAUACUACCGCGAAGUUUAUAUUUCCUUAAAUCCAGUUACAACUGCGGUAAAAGAUUUUUGAAGUCUUUCCAAGGGCGAAAGGAAAGUGCCGCCGAAAUUGAGAAGAACCUUGAUCUGCGAGUCCUUGUGCUCGUUCUCACCGCGAAUUACGUUUAUUUUCGGUUUGAAUUUCAUAACCCGGAGAGAAAUUCAUCAACGUUGGUCAUUACUCCGAAUUUGUCAUUAGCGCGCGAGGCGGGUCGACAACGCCUCGGGGAACUGACGUAACUCGAUACGUAAUUAAUAGCGCGAUGGAACGCCGCGCGCUAUUUAGAUCUCGCUUCAUUUCCAUCCGAAUCUCUCUCUCUCUCUCUCUCUCUCUUCCCUCGUUUCUCCCGUUGCCGCGACCAAGUUGCACUCGCUUGCGUAAUCGCCUCGUCUCGUAAUAAGUCUCCUCUCCGUCGCGAUCCAAUCCCGGACCCCUGACGCCGAAGGCGCGUAUAAAUACGUCGCCUCGAAAAUUCGCGCAUCUGCCUUUGCGCGUUUAACGAGGCAAUUGUCGGGUCAGGCCUCGCGCCUACGACGCUGAAUCUUUCGAGAUAAACAGUUACCCGAGACAAUUCGAGAGAUAGAUCAAUGUGAAAUACCGUGUUUCGGCGAUAUCGACGGAGUCAUCGCCGAGAUAUCUGUAACGUUAAAGAGAGAGACUAGAUGAGAAUAAUCGAUAAGGAAUAUUAUUCGGAAUUUGCGAGAAUAUUUAUUUCUUUCGUCUUUUUCUUUUCCUUUGUUAUAAAUUAUCUCGACACUUACGUAUUCUGUCCUUGAAUUAUUUAUGCUAAUAAACUCGCCUCGCGCGAUGAUCAAUGAUAUCUUUUUCAAAAGAAAAAUGGAACAUGGAUUAAAUUCGGAAUCUGAUUAAUGAGAGAAUGUCGACGGCUUUCACCCGUUAAAAUUAAAUGUUGUAUUUUUUUUCCAUUUCCUUCGGGGCUUCGCUUUUUCAAUUAUUCGUUCGAGAGGGCCGAGAUUAAAAUUGAAUUGUUUAAUUUAAUGCACAGAGAUAUUAUACGCACGCGAACAAACGAGUUUGACUUUCAAGCCGACCUGCGUAAUUAUCCGGGCAAGGGAGAAAGGCGAUUUUUCUUUCAGUUUCGGCUUCCCUUUCUCCUUCUAAAGUGAAACCGCCGUUUCUUUCUGGUUGUUUUAUAUUAACAUGCGAUCUCUAGAUACACGUCGCGCAUUCAUUGCAGGCUCGUUGACUUUUUUCUGGACAAAAAAAAUUUAGUGGGUCAGCGCAAUUCUUCUCCAUGUAUUUUGCUUAUACUUUGCGUCACGUAAUCUUCUGUCGUUCCUCCUCAUCAUCAGUGUCCUCCGCGCUUGAAUGUCGCUUUCUUCUCUCGGUUACACAAGAUAGAACCCUGGCGUCGACAAAAGAAUACUCUGCGACAGAUACACAAAUCGCGAAGGCUAGGUAUAAAUAUGAAUUUUGUUAAGAUUUUCUAUAACCGUUGGAAUGAGAAUUAAGAAGCGCUUUUCCUAAUAAUAAUAAUUCCUAAGAAGCCCGAAAAAACGCUAAAGAGUCAUAUAAAAAUUAUUGUGAAUAGUUAUACGUAUGUUACGAAUCUGAUUGUAAUUUUAAGAAUAGAUUAGAUAAUUAGAUUUCAGACGAAUCUCUUUCACACACAACAUAUACACGCAAUUAUUACUUGUAUUAUUAAUUAUUAUUAUUUGUGUUAUUAAUAUAUAUAUGAUUUUUAUAGAUUUAUUAUAAAUAUAUUAUCUGUUAUCAUUCGUUACUAUGAUUAUUAUUUAAUUAGUAUUAUUUACCUCUCUAAUUAAUAGACUCUAUCUACUUCUCUCUGUCAUACUUUACUUAUUUUCCAUGGCGUAAAAAUAUGCCCGCGACUUUGUUGCGCGUUCCCCACGUUCUUAUCGAGGAUUUACACGCUGCUCGCGUUACGUGCAGUUACGCGAGAAAUGUAGACGCGAAAGGGAAAUGAUUUUAUAACAAGGCUUUCACACGUAAAUCUCCCGCCGCGCGCGCCGGUCGGCACGCAUAAUAUCGCGUAAUUGCAGAGUACGAGCGUCUUUUAUACUUUUAUACUGCGCCAGCGUUACUAUUUAGCAGUACUAAUCUACUAUUCAGUUCAAGCUCCAUGCCAUUCUAAAAUAUUGGCUGUUGAUUGAUAUUUCCUUAUUAUACAUCCUGUAUGGAUCAAGUUUUAGAUUCUCUGCUAAAAUCAACUUUUAUAUCUUGAUUCGUACUAAAUUGUGCUGGAUCAAUAAAGCUGAUAUAAAAAGAAAUGAGACCGUUGUAUAAUGUAAACGAUUAAUCUGGAGUAAUCUUAUCAAAAUGGUAAUCGUUAAGUUAAUAAGAGAUAUCUUGCAAACAAUAAUUUCCGUAUGUUUUAUCCGUUUCUUUCUGAAUGGUCUGAAAUAGGAUUGAACUGAUGGAUGAAUAAUACAAAAGUUUUCCUCUGAAGAUAAAUAAGUUCCUCUUUUCUUUGCGUGUAUUAUGUAAUACUAUCUGCUCUAUCUAUCUGCUACAUAAAUCAGAAUUAUAAUGAUCAGGCACAAUCAUAGUACGACUAAUCGCGUUCCUUUUGAUACAAAUUUGAUUAUGCUUGUCCUAUCGACCCUAUUACGCCCUAUCAUAGUUCAUUGUUCGUAUUCACGAUUUAUGACAGAAAGAAACUCUUUCUCAUGUAAAGGUAAAAAUUCUUUGUCGAGCAUGUACUCGAUAUGACAAUAGAAUAGUCUAACUACUCGAACAGCGGAUCGUUUCGAAGAAAGAUUGUUCCGUUUUAUUUUUACAUAUACGCGUACGGAAGAGAACUUUUUUCACGUUUGUCAAAUAAAAAAAGAUAGCAUGGACUUGGACUUCGAACGUUUUCUUACUGCUUCUCGAUGACAUAGAAAAAUUUUUUCCCGGAAUAAUUUAAUUGAUUUCACUGCUUGAUCAAUCUAUUCUUUUUCUAUCAUCCAUCGCUUCUUUUAUGCUGGAAUUAAUAAAAAAUUAAGUUUGGAGAUAAACUAAAUUUUUGAGCUGGUCGUUCGUGUAUUGGGGAUUUUACAGUGAUUAGUCGAUUCUCCAGGGACGGCAAACGGAUGGCUCCGCUAAUUCCGAAUUCCAGUUAGAGAGGGAAAUGCAAUUUUUUUUCAGACGAUAGCGCUUUUCAUUCAGUUUCACCGUACGUGAAAUUUCAUUUUCGCGAUACUUUUUUUCGAGGAUUCGUCGAAAAUUUAUGACAACCGGCCGGAUAAAAUGCUCAUUAUUCUUGUCAUCCAACUGACCUUGACUUCGUGAACAAACGUUUACGACUUUCUACGACGAUUUACCGACGCGAAGGAAAGGUAUCGUGAGAGAGGACACGAAGCGCGUGAGCGAUUAUACCGAAUAUAAAAAAAAAAAUCACUUCAUGUCCCAAUUUUUUUUUUUUUUACUUUAGAUGUUGAAACAUAAACUAGGGAAACUAGCGCAUUACUUGGCGUUGAAAAUGAAAGACUUUUAGUGAGAUUUCAAGGAUCUAAUAAAUAGGUAACGGAGCCUUGUCACGCAGCUUAUUUCAAUCGUGGACUUUAGCACGACAUAAAUUUAAUGUCCGACAACAUUAAUAAGGACAUGAGAACAUUUAAUAAGGACACUUUAUGCCUGGGAGAUAAUAAAUUCGUAAAUGACAGCUUGUCAGCAUGAUUUAAAAAAUAAUGACGCUUUUCUGCUUCUCGUAACGCGCGAAAUUCUGCUCUCGCGAUAUUUCCGAAGAACGCAAAAAUUCAAUUACAUAGAAUUGGAAGCUAAGAGGAUGCUCGAUAUGUGAUUUCGAUCCAUCCUAUAAUAAGCCCGGAUACAGGCGUGGAAAUUUACCCGUCUAUCACGACUUUCGUUGUCGAGCGUAGCCGCAAUUUGAAUUACCUUUGUCCUUUUCUCUUCUCACAGAAACCUCCCAUCGAUAAUCGAUGGGCGCACGCCGUUAGCUUCGCCAAACAGCCCGAAGCGUUCGCGCAAUAAUAAAGAAGCGGUGUGACAUUUUUGUGCCGCGUAAAAUUUGUCCGUCGCCCACGUUUCUCUUGCUCCGCGAUAGCCGCCCGGAUCCGCUUUUGAUCGUACCUGUCGUUUCUAUUAAGUCGCUCCUCGCGACAAAGGCGUAGCCAAUUACUUUUGAGCUCGCAUCGAUAAUUCAUUGCUCCCGCCUCCCUUACUCGAUGCGCGUGAUAAUUGCUCCAAUUGUUUUUAUACCGACGCCGAUUAAAUGCGAACCGCGUCCCCGAUGAAUCGACCGACUCGUCCGGCAAAAUCGGUGGUGCGAAACUCGCACGGAUCCGCCUUAAUUUUAUUUUAGCAACGUCGCUCGUAAAUUUUUCAAGUUGUAUCGCGGAAGAAGGAGAUUUGUUAAAACAAUUACGAACUUUACUGAUUCAGCAGAUUUAUAGCCGUAAUAUGCGAACAGUCAGUUUUCUACGUUAAAGUAGCAAAGUUUCACGACUGAAUAAAAUUAGCGGUUAUAAUCAAUCAUAUUUGUUUUAUAACAGCGCAACAAAUUGGUUAACAACUUUCUGCAAAAAAUCAAUAUAUAUAUAUAUGGAUUAAAGUUUUUAACAAAACGCACUACCUGAGGUGGCGCGUACUUUUGCUGCUGUAGAAAACCUGUUACAUUAGCAGUUUUUAUUGCGACAAAAAAAGUUGAUUUAACAAUUUAUUCAUUGCUUUCAGGCAUGAUUUAUUCGUUCAACUACUAUCAAAUCUCCUUGAUUAUAGACAUUGAAUUCGCGCAUGAAGCUAUAGCUUUGCUGAAUCACCUAAUCUAUUCUUUUCCGUGAUAGGAAAAACAAACCCAAGUUUAAACCUAGCGGAUUUCUUUCUUUUUCUCGUAUCCUAUAUUCUGCAGUGCUCGUUAAUAACAACGCGACAUUUCUAUCUUCUGUUCAUUUCAUUUCUUUCCAUAUGUGUUUUUGCCUACGCCUAACAACGAAUAAAGGAAAAAUAUGAAAUAUAUAAAACAAUGCGAUAAAUAAAUAAUAUAAUAACAUAUAACACUAAAACAUAAUUAUUGGUCUUAAUUAUUAUAAAUACUGUUAUAGCAAACCAAGAAUUACAAUAAACCCAAUCGUUAUUAGAGUUACUAAAAUGGAAUUAAGAAUGUACAAUUCCCUAUUAGAUUUCAUUAAUUAAAAAUUACUAAUAUAAAAUUUCAAUUAAUAAAUUUAUUGGAGAUGAAAUUCUUAGAAGAUGCUGAAUCUUUCUUUCUAGGCGUUUAAAUAGAUUUUUGAAAGAAUCCCAAAUUAAAUCUUCUUUCGUCCAAUCUAAAAAAACACAAUUGUGACAUAAAUUUUAAUAUUGCCAUAUUUUGCUUUUACGGAAAGCGAUAAAUUGAUGGCGUCGUAAAUAAUCGGGAAUUUAUAUAUUUUUGAUAUUUAUUUGAUUACGGGAUUACUCCUUUUUAUUAGAUACUUCGAACGGGUUUCGUGCGCUUCGACGCUAAGAGGAGAGCAGGAGGAAGCAUUUGUUAUCAAUUAGAGCGGAGAAACGCGCGAUUGACGGCGAUAUUACGCGGGCAGAAUCGUUCUUGACGACGAGAUAACAAUCUUAACGGUAUGAGUGGCACAGCAGCAUGCCCAUGCUUAACCGCUCUCAUAAAAGUUACGACCGGCGUAUUAAAUGAUCAAUUCGUCUCGAGAGACAACGUAGAUGCAUCGUUGCGACCGGCAGCGCGCAAAUGGAGCAUCGCCAACUGGUGGCGUCGAAUUCGCGAGAAGCUGUAGAGCGCAGUACGCGAAAACCGACUGUGUGUGUGUGUGUGUGUGUGUGUGGGCAAAAAAUUAGACGCGCAUUCGUAAUUUGCCUUUCAGCGAACGAGCGUGUCUCACCUUGGGUAACGAUCUGCUUAGAUCCGCUGUAUGAAUUUGCGCAGACUUAUUUAUACUACAUUGUUUUGCUCCUGCGCUAGUUUCAGCGGUUAAUGAAACAUCACACGCACUCUGCGGAAAUUCGCAGAAGCAACCUCGGAGAAUAUUAGGAUAUUCUCGUUUUUCCCCACCAAAACAUUCUUGCAUUGCGGGAGUUUUGUUUUUCAGGGAAAAUAUUUCUCAAAAACAAAAAUAUUUUUGAGAGAUAUAUUUGCAUCUGUCAAACAAUACUCGACAAUACAUUGGAGAAAGAAAUAUUUGGAAGGCGCGCUUUCAGAAAAUGUGAUGAGAACCACACUUUCGGAAUGUCCUGGCACUCGGAAUAUAAAUGUCCUGUUCUUGAAAUCAUUCUCGCUAGCCUCAUCUCACGUCAGUGCUCGGAAGGCACGCAUCGCUUCGUUCACACUUAUUUCGUUCGCGAAACGUGACUGACUGUGAGACGUUUUUAUGAAACAGCAUACGAGUCACGAUGCAUCUCUGUCGUGAGAGAAUUCGUGCCGUUUGACAUCGCGGAGCGAUGCGCGUGGUACGACAUAUCACCCCGAGUGGAAGCUGUUCGUAAACAUUUGACGCAAUCCCGCCGGCGCGGCAGUAGUUUCUGCAUGUGUCGAACACUUCAUUGACGCAUUGCUCGUUUUUACUGCAGUGACGUAAUCCGAAACGUCGGUCGCGACGUGUGUCUCCAUCGCGGCGAUCGAGAAAUCAAGAGGAAUCUCAAAGGCGAUGAUGGAUAUCCGACGCGGAAAGCUGUCAUUGUCGUUCUGCGAUACCUUCGAAAUUCAGCGUGGCUAGAAUAAUUCUUUGCACUCGUGAUACAGUUCUGACACAUGCAGUGCUGUUGCUCAUGAAACGUCGAGUUCUUUCACACAUGCGCGGGAUAAGUUUACAGCGUCUAUAUAAACAACGAUAUCUGUCAUGUUGAAUUUUUGGAUUAUCGCGUGGCAUAGACUCAAUAUGUUAGGAGAAUUUUUAUGUCUUUAAGUCACAUCUACUUUUUUUUUUAAAUAGUUUAUUGCUUUUAUGUGUUACUUAUUUUUAUUUCUAUUUCCAUCGCAUCUUUCUGUCUCUUCUUUGUCUUUGUUCUUACCAAUUAAGAAUGUCUCAGUGAUCGAAAAUGUUCUUAUAUUUAAACGGAAACUUAUUAUUAUCGAUUAAAUUUAUUUAUUUAUAAAAUUGAAAGUUAAUAUUGCAAUAUUUAAAUCUAAUUUUAAUCUUAUAUUUAAUCUUACAUUUAAGUCUUAUUUUAAUUUUUAAUUUUAACCUUAAAAAAUAUUUAUAAAAUAGGUUAUUUUAAAUAUUAUAAAAAUUCAUUUAAAAAAAAUGAAUUUCUUAUAACAGUAGGUUUAGAGUUUAUGUUUUGAUAGUUAAAAAAUUUUUUUAAAAACAUAUUUGUUAAGAUAAUAUAUUUUGUAAAUAAUACAAAGACAAGCAUCUUAGAUUGUUCGAGUGUUUGUUUAAUUAGAUGCUUUACAAGUUUUUAUUAUUUUCCGAAAAGUUUAAACAUUCAUCAUAUUUUUGUGUGUUAGUAAUAACAUUUUAUAUAUUUCAUAUUUCAGUUAUUUAUAUAAUUUAAAUCGUGAAUUUAAAAAAAACUCGAUAAUCUCAACUGUGUAUCGUUACACGCUUAGUUACUGGGACAUUUACCUUAUUUGCGAUUUUUUUUUUAGCUUGGCCUCAGAAACGCGAAUACAAUUUUUUUCUUCGUGCACUCUCUCUCGUUUGCAGACCAGCUAACCUUGAUAAAGUUCGUUGCUUUGCGUGCACAAUGCUCGACCUCCGAAGGCCGCGGAAUUCAUUAAAUGUCACAGAUCGCCCGCAUAAUUUUUCGCGAUAAGUAUUCACUGAAAAGUAUUCGUGCUCACGUUCGUGCUGUUAGAACGUUUUGACGCCCACGAUUAUAAAUAAAAUUUUCCAUUUGUAUCGUGGUUAUAAUGAAAAAAAAGUGAAAAGUUUAAUUAACCAUGUCAAUUUAAUCUGGCUCGCCCACCCGCCUUGCAAAUAUCAGAAAUUUAAUUUAUAAAAUUUUACUGUAGCUUUUCUAUAAUUAUCUAUAACAAUUUGUAAUUUAUUCUUGGCUGUCGAUGUAAAUUCAUUUCUCAGGGUUUUCACUUCGAUGGCAUAAAUAAACGAUCGGAUAAUGUUUGAAUUUUACAGGAAAUUAAAUUGUGAAAAGUAGAUAAAAAUUGAUUAAAUAUUUGUGGAAACGAAUAUUUUAUAGCGUUUAUUAAAUUUUUUUACAUCAGUAACAUUUAUAUCGUAAAUCCGUCCGCAAUUGCAUCAAUUAUUUACAGAAAAGUAACGCUUCUAUAUUAAACUAAUCACGGUAACGUUCACUGCGAUUUCGGUUUAAUAUUUAUCCACGUGCAAACGUGUAGGCUGGGAAAAUAUUUUCGAGCUUAUGUUUCGUAUUCGUCGCUGCCUCGAGUACAACAGGAAAUCGCUGGUAGUUUUCUGUCUCGCGGGAGCUUACUCUCCAUUUCUUCGGAAAUAUUUAUGAUUAUUUGGAACAAGUUUGGAAAAUGAGCUCGUCGUAUCUCCGAGAAUAAAGUGCAUGCACAGUGUGCGCACGGACGAACGUAUUCUCAAGGAUCAAUGCAAUAACAUUGAUGCAGAGUUCCGGACUCAUUUCAUCUAACUUUCAUUAUCUCUUUGCGUUCCAAGUCGUGCAUCGUUCGAUUGAUUCGAUCGAUAAACGAUAAUCUCAACCUGAAUAUAAUAUCAAAGAGUUGUGUCUAUAAUUGGAACUAUCGACGCGUAGGCGGGAUAUUUUGUGCACGGAAAACAUUCUUUUAAUUAAUGACAAUUUACAAGACGUUACAUCAAAUCGUAAAUCGUCAGUUGUAUUGUUUUUCUUUAUGUUUGCUUUUGUAAUAUAAGAGAUAAUUUAAUGACAGUUUAACGCCCUUCUAUACUCUUCUUCAGUAAUAUUAGGAGCGGUUGAGUAUUUUAACACUUCCACAGGGAACGUCAUCUCGAUUAAUUGUGAUCUUAUUCAAACGACUUGUCGCGUCUGGAUACCAGAUGCGACAACGAAUACCGGCGACUAUCGCAAUUAUCGCAGCAACAUUUCACGAUCGUUACACCUUCGAAGCAGACGUUAAUUUACAGACGUCAGUAAAUUUCAACGUCAGUCGUUCCAUUAAGAUGGAUAAUUUCUUUCAUAUCUCGAAAUGGAAAAUGAUUGAAAACCGUCGUUGGGGUUGGAAAGGGCGGGAGGAGGUGGACGAGGAUAAAAGUGGAAAUUGAUGAAUUGGCCGACUAGCGAAAAAGUAUUUUGUUACGUUAAUGUAAUUGCUUCGGUGCGUGUACGUUUGAAGAUGUUCGCGCCGCAGAUUCUAGUGCGACGAAGUCUAUGUAUAAGCUCGGUAUGGGCAGGUAUAGCUCGAUGGCCAUUAGUUUGAGUGGUUUAUAUGUACUUAAAUGCUUUGACUUUUCGAGGACAAUCGCUCAAUGACGAAGCACUUCAUUGAGCUGCGCCUCGGCGCGUUGCAAUUUGCGCGUAGUGCGGCGUACUUGUCGUUAAUCUGCCUCCCUUUCAGAUCAAUUCGGCGAUUUCUCUUGCCGGAGUGCAAUUCGAUGAAAUGAAACAGAUUUUUCAGUGUACUCAAAAUUAUUUUUAAAUGUGCGCCUUCAUCUUUUUAAUGGAAUCAAACGUACGCCGUUUUACUUGGAGAUAACGUUUUAAACUAAAGAAAAGAAGCAUUUAUUGCUUCAGUAAAGUCAUUUGGAGAAUGUGAAGUGAUAAGAUAGUUAUAAAGAAUGAAAAAGUGUUAAAUCUGAAUAAUGAGAUUCAAGAGAGAUUAUGCCGAAAAAUAUAUCUAAAAAAAAUGUUUCCGCGUUUAAGAUCUAAAAAAAAAGAUCGUUAGCUUCUUACAUCUUUUCAGUUUAGCAUUAUUUCGAUUUGUCCUUUUUUUACGGAGCUUAGAGUUUCGAUCCCUUCCAUUGAUCCCUCUCAAAUUUCGAAGGGCUCGAAGCGAGAAAAUCGCGUCUCCACGUAGGAUGAAUUAGAUCUGAUCCGAAGACGAGAGUUCGUCUUUAUCUCGCAGCGCUUAGAUUUGAAUUAACGAUAAUCCACGGAUUAAACGAAUCCCCCCCGACUAAUCUCGCUGCGACAAUCCGCAGUGUUGCCGUUUGGUAAUCUGAGACUUGCCUUUCAUUGACCUCUACUCAAUCCACGCUGCGCGAUAUCACUCUCGGCAUGAAUACGUCUUCUUCGUGCACGCGCGAAUCGCUCGAACUUUCAGUCGAGUAUUUCAUUUCUGGAGUACUACAUUUCGUGAGAUUUUAAAUUUUACGACUGCACCUCUCACUAAAUGAAUAUAAGAUCUUUAUUAAGCUAAGCUUGAAUUAAAAGCGAGAUUUAUUUAUUUCAUCGCGUUCUGAAGCACCUUCAGACCUUAUCUUACCAAAUAGUUAAUAAUUUAACCUCGAAAAUGUAACGCAAAUUUCAUGAUAGACGCUUCAAUAAAAUCUUUUCAUACAAUCUUCUCGAUCUCUUAUCUUAAUCUCAAUUUCGUUCACCGUCAUGCGGAGACUCUUUAUAGGCUCCAUUUCGAUCUAUGUAAGUGAUUCUUCGCUUUUCCAGACAACACUUUCUUAAGUUGUCGCUGCGAGUGGAAGGAUCGAUUCGAAAUGUCAUGACCAAUUUUUUGUCUCGUCUCGUUCUCUCUUCUGAAGGUAAAAUCCUUAUAUAAUACAUAUGUGUAAUAAAAUGUUGCAAAUGGUUGUACAAGAUUUUAUUUUUCUUUAAAGUCGUAACAAUAUAAUUAAUAAAGCCAAUUAAAUAAAUCUAAUAAUAUCAUAUAUGCAGUACGUAACGUAUGUGUAAAAUCUUGUACACUAUAUAAAUAAUACAUUUAUAUAAUAUUAAUCUGAAUAAUAAUAUUAUUAUUUUUCAAAAUAUGUGUUAAAACGUAUCGCAAUAAGAUACAAAAUACAAUACAAUAAAAUGGAAUUUAAUAUUGCAUAUCCGUAUUAAUUAAAAUAAUAAUUUUAAAUUCUUCAAGUUUUUAAAGCUCCCUUCGAUCGGAUCCUCACUCAAUCUGUUUUCUCGAAGAUUUUCGCACAAGAAUCCGCAUUGCCGAGUUUCUGAUUACACAACUCGAACUCACUUCCUUUCCAUCAAUUUUGUUCUUUAUGUAUUAGGCACCUUAAUAACUGUAUGUACAUAGUAUUAAAAAGAGAGAAUGCGCUUCUUUUCGCUUCUCGUCGCGACGAGAGAUUAAAGAGUCAUUAGGGACGGUCGUUCUCGGACGUGUAAAUUUAAAAUCUCGGUCGGAUACAAGAGAGAUCCUCAAAAUUAGCGACAAUUUUAUUCGGCAAUAGUUUUUUGAGACGAUGUUGAUUACUUCUUUUUUUAGCGACGUUUGAAACUAAAUUUUGUAACAACCAAACUCCUCAGAGGAAUAAGAUUUUCUAUUAUAUAAAUAAGAUUGAGCUGGAACGAAGAUCUGUUAUUUGCCAUUUGUAUCUCGCUUAUUUAAGAGUUAUUGCGAGAAAAGUCCGGAUUCUAAAAUGCUUUUCAUGAAACAUUUCUGCAAUAGCUUGACCUUUCUCUUCCUGGAAAUUGUUGCUAAAGGACAUUCACGCCAAUUCAUGGAAAGAAUCUGCUAUUGAAGGUUUUCCUUUAGACAUCUCGUACAUCCGUAGGAUUACGUCUAUGCGCGAGAAAAUGAUUUCCACGUUAAUCGUAGGCGAAGUUACGCGACGACGACACACGACACUUGCGGAAAUCUAUUUAUACUCUGAAUGCGUUAAAUCACAACCACGCGUAUGCAUAAUCGUUCUCGUGAUAUAAUAGGUCAAGUCCAACAAUUUGUAGGCAACUCCAUUCACAGUAACUGGGCAUAUGUUAUCAUAUCUUUAUUCUGUGCCGCAUUUCGCGCUGGAUACUGCUCGGAUUUUUUUUUUCUAUGAAGGCCGCCUUCUAUCUCGACUCGAGAUGACAAUCAGUUACACUCGGAACUGCAGAUGUGCAACGAAGACGUCUUUGUUCGAGAUUAAUCCUAGCAGAAGAAGCUCCGAAUUGUGAUGGUAACAUAAUGUAGGAGGAGAAUGUAGGGAGAAGAAAUCGUUAGAAUUAGUCGCGUGUUGAAAAAUAUAAUGCAAAAUUUUUAUAACGUGGGAGAAAUGUGUGGAAAAGGUGUUGUAAUAAAUUAAAAAAUAUAAAAGAUUAGAAGGAAAUAUUGAAAGUGAUUAAUUUUGAUUGGGCUCCAUCCUGCUGGGAUUAAUAUCGAGUAUUUCCGCAGAGAUGGAAGGCUCGCGGUCGAGAGGGCGAACGAAAUUGUCCUUCGUCAGCCCGAAUUUGCCCGCGUAUUUCGACUCGCCCGGGCGUUAAUGAUUCGGAUCGGCAAAUAUUUAAUCGAACGCACGACACACCUCAAGUGCCACCUGAUUACGCUCUCGCGCCGCGACGCGUGGCACGCGGAUGCGUAUAUAUGCGCGGAUAUCUGCAUGGACAAUUUAAUGCGCACUCGCGAUCCCGGCGUUUUUGCGUUGCCCACGUUUUCCGCGUUAUCCGCGGAAUUUCGAUACAACGAAAACUCGCGCACGAAUGAUAAAGCGAUAAAUCGUCGUCAGAAAUCGUGCACGAAAUCGUUGGCGAAGAGAGAGAGAGAGAGAGCGAAAGUACAAGGUUUCGCGGCGCACGACGAAAAAUAUACGGCGCGCGAGCGGAAAAUACACGGCAAGCCGAAGGUUUUUUCUCGGUGUUUUUAUGUCGCGUCAAUCAGCGCCGGGAGAGCGAAAAUAGGAUAGAUAAACUCCCGCCCGUGGAAAUUUUAUUUUCGGCCCUUUGUUACCCCGAAACUGAUGUUUUCAUCCGGGGCGCAUGAUGCUCGGCACGAUGCGCCGGAGUUGUUUGCUUUUAGAAUUAAACGCAUUUGCGAAAACAGUCAACCUACAGCGUUAAUUGGUCCGUCGAAAUAACAUUGUGUACAUUUGUUGCGUGUCACGACCCAAAUAUUGCUUAUUUUUGGAAACUGGAUUCUGCUAUGACAAAGAUAAAAUUGCAGUAUAUUUACGGAUAUCAAUGCGACGUAAAACAAAAAGGGCGAACUCGUUCAAACAAAAUUAACUAAAAAAAAAAAGACGUGUCAUUACUAAGUGACAAUAUUCUAUUAUAGGGAAAAAGAGUGAGUUGAAAAAUUUGCAUCAUCUGUGUGUUAUAUGGAAUUAAAAAAAAAAAUAAAGAAAAACGUUAUGACGGUGUUAUAAAAAUGUUAGAAUUGUGAUGCAAUUGGCAACGUUGGCCGUGAUUUCAUCAGACCAAUUAAGGUUUUAAGUGAGAAGUGGGCGCAAUGCAUGUACUUAAGACAGAAGGAUAAAUAAAGAUUGUUCUUGACCAAGUGAAACAUACCUCUACAAAGAUUACAGCCGAAGUAUUUUUAAACGGACAUCUAUAUGUAAUCACAAGAAAGAGAGAGAGAGGAGAGAGAAGAUAGGCGGCCUGUAAAGGUUCAGUAACAUUAUUCAGAGAUCUGAUUUAUAUUACUGCGAAGUAAACUGCUCCUUUGGGAGUAAUGAAAUCCGGGUUAAUCUACUGCACCCGAUUUUAUUGAUUUCCAUGGCGUGCGUGCGUGCGUGCGUGCGUGCGUACAUAUAUAUAUAAUAUACAUAUAAAUGCGGGUGUGUGAGUGUGUGUGUGUGUGUGUGUGUGUGUGUGUGUGUGUGUGUGUGUGUGUGUUUGCGUGUGUGCGCGCCCGCGCGCGCACACGUGUGUGUCUUCAACCCGUGCACUCUUGGAAGGAUCGCGCGGAAUUGGCACGUAUCUCUGUUACACGUUCCUACCAAGAAGGACGAUACGCGUCCACGCACUGCGAUCGCGUAGCGCGUCCAUCCGAUCGUUCGUCCCUCGUGCGAUUUGCAAGCCGCGAAUUUCGGCAUCUAGCGAGUGAGCCUGGCCACAAAUAUCGGUACCCUGAUGCUUUUAACUUUAAAGCGAAACGGACACGGUCUCCGCGACACGUGUAGUACGAUAUAUGUAGUCGCGAAGCGAUUCGCGAGGGAUCCACGAAGCGCUCUGGCUUCCGAGAUUUUCCAUUCGCGCGGCCGUCCAAUCUCUCGCGAGAUUUCUCGGUGAUGGUUGACUGGCUUGAAUAAAUUCUCAGCGCGAGAAAUCACGCGGCGGGAUUGUGUGUACCGGGGCGGGGCUCAAAUUGCGAGAGGUCGAGAUGGAAAAAACCGGCGCGAGGAGCAAACAUCACUCGCUCACGCUCGCGUCGAUCUUUUCAACGGGAUGGUCCGCUACGUUUCGAAUGAAUGUCGCUCUCGUGCGGCGCUCGCGAGUGUGCGGCGAUCGAGCCUCCGAUUACGCUCCUCUUUCACGUAUCUGGCGAAUUGUGAAUUCAUAAUGCGGAGAAAAAAAGCGUAACGUCGAUUAGGUACUGUGUACUUCGCUAUGUGUAUGUGCGUGCACGAAGUGUAUCCAAUCAUUCGUCAUAGUCGCGAAGAAGUUACGAGGGAGACGUCGUCUCUGAUAUCUGAAAGACCUCGUCUUUCGGAUACAUGCGAUAGAGAUACCAAAGUCACGUGCGCAUUGAAUAAUAACGCGCCAGUCAGAAAUGGAAUUUGCCGCUUGAACUUGCAGCAAUCACGGGACUUUAGUUGGUUUAUCGAGAACUCUCUGAUUUCCGUCAGUUUUAUAGCGAUAUUAGAUAAGCGAAGAUAAGAAGAGCGAAGGAGGAGUGUACUUGCGAGCGUGGAUUCGCGAGAGUGCGAGAGCGAAACAAAGCGAUGCGAUUUGUGGGGCGAUUCGUUUCGCCGCGUUUGCGAAAAUUGGGAGAGAAAGAAAGAGAAAGGAUGCGAGAGAAAAAGAGAGAGAGAGCACACGCACCAGAUCGUUUUUAUUCGCGCCGGAGACGAGGAUCGUGUGCACGGCGAAUAACGUUAAUAAUAAUAUUAAUAAUAAUAAUAAAAAGAGAUAAUGAUAAUAAUAGUAAUUGUCCGCUAACGAUGUUACGCCAAAGUUCGUACGAGUGAAGUAUUUAAACUUGUCUGUACGUGUAUAGGGACACGAUAGGGAUACCUGUGAGUAUAAAAAUAAAAAUAAAAAAAAUACACAUACACACAAAAGAGAUGAAUUAAUGAAGAGAGAAAAAUACAAAAAACCAAUAUUAUCGCUAUUUUGCAUCGAGGAGUAUAUUGUAAAGUGAGGAUUUUUCUCGCCUUGUGAUUAUUAUGUUUGUAAAUCGUAGCCGAUUGUUAGCCGCUAUAAAUGCGAUUGUACACGUAGGCAAAAUCCCCCGAGGAUCGGAUCUGUAUUAUCUGGAUCUAGUGCAGCCGAUGAGUUAAUCGAAUUAAUUAAUGGAUAUAUCAAAAAUCUCAUUUUUUGUAAAUAUUAAUUUAAAUAAAUCCUAUUGUAAAGAUUGUAUAAUUUA
Molecule: messenger RNA, 25404 nt
Organism: Solenopsis invicta (red fire ant)
Lineage: Eukaryota; Metazoa; Arthropoda; Insecta; Hymenoptera; Formicidae
Gene: Pka-C1
Product: cAMP-dependent protein kinase catalytic subunit 1
Exons: 1
Coding region: 358-1419 (353 amino acids)
Biological process (GO): peptidyl-serine phosphorylation
Cellular component (GO): nucleus; cAMP-dependent protein kinase complex
Molecular function (GO): ATP binding; cAMP-dependent protein kinase activity
Source: RefSeq, a predicted model, not a curated record